Messenger RNA from Physella acuta, 668 nucleotides. RefSeq lists its product as uncharacterized. The record is from RefSeq and is a predicted model, not a curated record. Lineage: Eukaryota; Metazoa; Mollusca; Gastropoda; Physidae.
GGCUGUGAUCUGCUAGCUCUUCAACCUACACGAAAUAAAAGAUAAGAGUUUUUUGGUUACAAUAAUAGCAAAACCUAGUUAGGUGAAUCAGUCAAUCUGCUAAGUCAGUCAGUAAGUUAGGUUUUAGAUUUUUUUGUCUACCAAACAUGUCCUGGAUCUCAAGUUUGCUGAUUCUGUUCUUGUUUGCUACAGUUUGUUUGGCCUUAAGUUCGCCCAACAUGUUGUUUCUGAACAACUACUGCGGUGAAACUGUGACUGUCAAGGGUUCGACCAUCCUGAAGUCCACCAUAUUCCAGGAUAAUGACUGCAAAGUAACGCUUGUAGCCGCCAAUGGUAACAACCUGGUGGCACACUUCAACUUGUACAAGCAGACGUCUGGGGUUGCUGCCCUUGCUCACCUGUUCACUGGCGACUGCUUGUCUGAGUACAUUCAGUUGUACAAUGAAGUUAAUCGGCCAAAAAUGGGAAGCCACGGCUACUGCAAGUCUGUGAGACCAACUGACCACUACCAACUGGGUCAGUCUGGAAGAUUUGAGUACCACGGUGUUUUCCUCAAGUACCUGACCUUUGAGCUUUUGAUCACUGAGACGUACAAAAAGUCCACGCCAGAUGAAGAAUGUCCAGCUGGUCAGUUUGUCCUGUUUGUCCCUCUGUGUAAUGCCACAUAG